Molecule: messenger RNA, 1389 nt
Organism: Penicillium angulare
Lineage: Eukaryota; Fungi; Ascomycota; Eurotiomycetes; Eurotiales; Aspergillaceae
Exons: 4
Coding region: 1-1389 (462 amino acids)
Biological process (GO): regulatory ncRNA-mediated heterochromatin formation
Cellular component (GO): nucleus
Molecular function (GO): siRNA binding
Source: RefSeq, a predicted model, not a curated record
AUGUAUGUCUACCGCAACAAAGAUCUACCCCAAGAUCCAUCUUUCCCAUCAGAUCUCAAGGAACUGGGAUAUUUCAUCAGUGACAAGGAUCAAAUCCGUCGGAUCGCCAACCCAGAGGAAGGCUUCAUAUUCAAGAUCAACCGAAAUGAGCGCUUCAACAUCGUACAACGGGAAGCUAUGAAUGACUGCAUCCGCGAAAUCGUCGCGGAGCGUCUCACUGAUGCUGGGCUGAAAAUCCUCCCUCUCCCACUCGACACGGAACUAGACGAGGCCCAUGUCCCAAUCCUAGUCUCCAAGGAAUUUCAUGAGAAGCCUCGCAUCAUCCUCUACCUCGGCGAACCGAACCAAGACCUUGGCAUAUUCGCUUACCGUGCCAUCCAUGAAGGGAUCAGCUUCGGUUCAGCAGUUAACUUGACCAAGGCCGCGUUGGUAGACAAAAAUGUCGGUCUCAUAAUCGGCAACACAGGUCAAUUGAUCUGGCACAAUGAGUCUGUACGUGCCGUAACCCAUCAGACCUGGCAAGCUAUCCCUCGCCCCUUCGCAAAUUGGGGCCAGGCCACAACAAGCUUGCGCAACAAGAUCCCCGGCCACCACAACUGGGACCAGCAUGUCCAAUACAUCUUUGAGAAGGUACUAUGGCCCAAAGUAGGAAAAGAGACCAGCAUCGAUAUUAUCGGAAUGUCAGAGGGUGGACAUGCAGCCGUCAAAUAUCUCCAGAAAGACUGGCACGUCUGGAAACCAUACAUUUCCGGCAUAGCUCUCGCUGAUCCACAGCAAACCACAUACUGUGACAUUGACAUGGGCAUGCUUACGGAUCCGCAAUCCUUUACUUCAUUUCUUGCCUCGCGAUGCCGGGCGUACAUUCUUUCCGCGGAGCCUGUUGGAACUCCCCAGCCUGGCUAUCGGACUUACGGCUGCAACUGCUAUUCUUCGGGGGAGAAUCUCAAUACCGAAUGCAUUAUUCCUGCAGCGUGGGAGAACAUUCUUGCUUGGCUAAAUGAAAUUGACAAGAACCCUGAAUAUUCCGAGCAUGUCAUGUUGUGCGACGAGGACAUGGAUGAGGCGAUGCUUCGUGAAUUGGAAGAGCAGGCGAAAAAUGAGCUUACGGGUGAGGCUGCUGAGAUUGAGUGGCUGCGGGUAAUAGGUGAUGCAGCUGCAGCUGAAAGGGACGGUAAAAGGGCCGCUGAAAAGGAAGCUGAAGCUGAGGAAGAAGCCAAGACCAAGGAUGUCCAGGAGGAACAUGAUGAUGAGGUAGAAAAUCUGGGGGAUUACUAUGAGCAGAUGAAACCACUCGAGAUCGUUGGCACUGAUGCUAAGGUCAAGGGUGUCGAGGAAGAUGGCACGGUGGAGAAUCUGGGAGAUGUUUCCGAAGAGAUGAAAAAAGCUUGA